Molecule: messenger RNA, 2376 nt
Organism: Truncatella angustata
Lineage: Eukaryota; Fungi; Ascomycota; Sordariomycetes; Amphisphaeriales; Sporocadaceae
Product: Six-hairpin glycosidase-like protein
Exons: 1
Coding region: 1-2376 (791 amino acids)
Biological process (GO): cellulose catabolic process
Molecular function (GO): carbohydrate binding; hexosyltransferase activity
Source: RefSeq, a predicted model, not a curated record
AUGCUCGGGCCAACACAAAAUGGAGAGCGGUAUGAGCUCACGAGUCCAACGGCUAUGCCGAAAGCUGGAGGCUUCCUCUGGAACCAGAAGAUGAUGGUACAGGUCACCUGCCGAGGAUACUCAGUCGCCCAAUUCAUGCAGCCGGAACCCGCCAAAUAUUCUCAUGCGCCAAACCUUGAAGCAAGGACUUUCAUGCAACCUGAACAGAACUACUACGCUCACCAUCCUGGAAGAUUUGUCUACAUCAAAGAUGAAGAGACUGGUGAAGUCUUUUCGGCACCGUAUGAGCCUGUACGGACCCCACUGGACCGUUUUGUCUUCUCCGUUGGUAAAAGCAACAUCUCUUGGACGGCAGAGCAUCUCGGCAUUUGCGUGGAGAUGACGUUUGGCAUUCCAACACAUGAUGUUGCGGAGCUAUGGACUAUUAAUGUCCAUAACAUUUCUGAUCGUCCACGUAAGAUUAGUGUUUAUCCUUACUUUACGAUAGGAUACAUGUCUUGGAUGAAUCAGGAGGGCGAAUAUCGGGACGACCUUGGUGGAGUGGUUGCUAACAGCAUAACGCCAUAUCAGAAACCUGAGGACUACGCCCAAAUUAAGUUGCUCAAAGACAAAACCUACUUCCUCUGUGAUAAGAAACCAGAUUCCUGGGAAGUUAACCAGCAGUCCUUCGAAGGAGAGGGUGGAUUACAUAGACCCGCCGGCCUGGACCUACCACUACUUCAGAAAGGAGAUGCUCGCUACGAAACCCCUGUCGCUGUUGUGCAGUACAGACUAACGCUGAAGCCAAAGGAGGAUCGCAGCUUCCGGUUCUUGUUUGGUCCCGCUUUGGACGAAACUGAGAUAGUGUCUAUGCAAAAGAAGUACCUCAGUAAAGAAGGAUUCUCUCAGGCUUCAAAGGAUUAUGCAGACUACAUUGAUUCAGGACAUGGCUGCUUGAAGAUAGAGACUCCAGACAAGGACUUGGACAACUUUGUCAACAACUGGAUGGCUCGUCAAGUCUUUUACCACGGCGACGUAAACAGACUCACUACUGACCCACAAACCCGAAAUUACAUGCAGGACAAUAUGGGGAUGACUUACAUCAAGCCAGAAGUCACUAAGAACGCCAUUAUUACCGCACUUUCUCAGCAAGAGCCUACAGGUUCCAUGCCCGACGGUAUCAUCCUAGUUGAAGGUGCUGAGCUGAAGUAUAUCAACAAAAUUCCACAUACUGAUCACUGUGUUUGGUUACCUAUAGCUCUUGAGGCUUACCUUGCUGAGACGGCUGACUAUGAGCUCCUGAGAAGGCCUGUAGAGACACAAAACGGUGACAGAUAUACCGUUUCGGAGCGACUUGCUCGCGCCAUGGACUGGCUGCUGUCAGACCACGCUAGAGACAAGCGCGGCCUCAGCUAUAUCGCUCAAGGAGAUUGGUGUGAUCCUAUGAACAUGGCAGGUUGGAAAGGGAAGGGGGUAUCAGGGUGGUUGACAGUUGCUACAGCAUACGCUUUGAAUUUGUGGGCAGGCAUAUGUGAGCAACAAGGAGACAAGAAGCUGGCCGCCCAGUACAGAAAGGGAGCUCAGGACGUCAACGAUGUUGCAAACGAGCACCUCUGGGAUGGCGAAUGGUUUUCCCGCGGCAUCACUGACGACGACAUCACCUUCGGUACACACAAGGACUUCGAAGGGCGGAUAUGGCUUAAUCCCCAAGCAUGGUCAAUCCUUAGUGGGGCGGCCGGACCCGCGAAGAUCCCUACAAUUCUUCAGCAAGUCGACAAGCAAUUGAGCACGCCUUACGGGACGUUGAUGUUCCACCCUGCAUUCACGAAGAUGCGUGAAGACAUUGGCCGCGUCACUCAGAAAUAUCUGGGACAAGGCGAGAAUGGCUCCGUAUACAACCAUGCAGGUGCAUUCUACGUACACAGUCUCUACUCUAUCGGCGAAAGUGACCGUGCGUACAAGGUCUUACGACAGAUGAUUCCUGGACCGAGCGCAGAAGAUUACGUGCAGCGUGGGCAGCUUCCGAUUUUCAUUCCGAACUACUAUCGAGGUGGCUAUGACAAAUAUCCUCGCACGGCGGGUCGGUCAAGCCAGCUCUUCAACACGGGAACCGUGUCAUGGGUAUACCGCUGCUUCGUGGAAGGACUCUGCGGACUGCGCGGCGAUGCCGAGGGUUUGCGGAUCAACCCACAGCUACCGUCAGCUUGGAACAAAAUCAAGGUUACGCGACUUUUUCGUGGAGCAACUUUCGUGGUGGACAUCCGUCGUAGUGAGAAGGCAAAGACUAUCACUGCGGAGCAGAACGGAAAAUUGCUCCCUGAUGCUCGUUUUACUGGAGUUGAGGCCGGUAAAACCUAUUAUGUAAAUGUCACUGUGCCGCCGGUGAAGGACAACUAA